This is a messenger RNA of Tigriopus californicus, 3165 nucleotides long. RefSeq lists its product as uncharacterized. The record is from RefSeq and is a predicted model, not a curated record. NCBI's taxonomy places the organism in Eukaryota, Metazoa, Arthropoda, Copepoda, Harpacticoida, Harpacticidae. The coding region runs from base 687 to 1433 and encodes 248 amino acids. The transcript is spliced from 7 exons.
CCCAAGACAGCUGGGGGAUUAAAUAGGAUUGAACGAGUACGUGCAAAGAAGUUUCACGCGAUCUAUCGAAGGGAUGUCGAAAUCAAGCUAAUGGGAACGCCUUGAAUGUUUCGGGAUUUUAGUAUUCGGCGUAAUUAUGAACGUUCCCUAAUCCUUUGUUUUUAGAUGUCUCCAUUCUCUGUGUCCUAAUUCGGGAAUAAGACAAAGCAUGAGCUAGAGAGCGGGUAUUUCACAUGAAAGGUGCCAUAAGUUCAAUCACUCUGAUAAAAGCUAUUAACGGGUUUGAAAUCCUCUUUUAUGUUAGAUCUGGCACAUGCUUUUUUUAACUUCCUGCCGUGCUCUCUUCGACGAAUUCGUACAUUAGAUGACCCACCUUCAAAUUUUAAACGUUUUUGUUAACGAAGCCAGAUCAGCCUUACAUCCAAAAGUGCCCUAAAGCGACUAAUUCCAACAGAAAAAGCGUCACAUUUUCUACAAUACGUUUUUUAUUCCUUCGCAUGAACGAGACCCUGAAUAAAGCAUUAUCACGUUGCUUAAACUUCCUCAAACACGACCAGAGUCUAAAAAAAUGACUGAUAUAUAUUGGCAACAAUUAUUUUCAUAUCACGUCUUUUCCUCUUUUCCGCAGAAUUUAUAUUCAUGAUACAUGUACUUUGCUCUUUGUCCUUAUAGUUCCCCGUUGUUCAAUGGAUACUGUUGACUUCGCUUAUUAUGAUAUAGGCGGGGUAAAUAAUAUUGAUAGUCUGGAGGAUUGCCACGCCCUUUGUCUAGAGAGACCCAACUGUUUUGGGGUGGUUUGGGCCAAGCCUUGGUUGGACUUACAAGAAGCCAAAACUUGUUGGUUCAAAAGUGCCUUUCGUAUUGGUUCGAUCCGUGAACUUGUUUUUGGCAUCUCCAAGCCCCGACAUUGCCUCCAUUCGCUGGAGCAAACUGAUGGCUGGUAUCGCUUUCAAGACAAGAAUUAUAUGUUCAUCGCACAGACGAACUUGUAUGAAACUGGAAUGGCCAUUUGUAAAUCACAUGGUGGCCAAUUGGUUUCAUUAGAAUCUCAAGAGGAAUACAUGUUUGUUCGGACUAUUGCGUUUACCCUCAAUUAUCACCGUCCAAAUGAAUUUUCAGGGAGUUAUCGACUGGGGCUUUACAAAAAUGAUUCGGCAUGGACUUUGAGCAAUGGCCAAACACUAAAUCAACCCCAAAUCAAUCUUUGGUGUCCUAAUGAACCUUCAUCCUCACUCUCCUAUACUCAUUUUCAGUUAUGGAAUGGCAAUGGUUUUUGCGGAGAUGAUAUUACCUCUGUUCAUAUUACCGAAAAUCUCGUUUGCGAGGCUUCAAUUUGCAUUCAGGACGAGCCUCCAAACCUUGAAAAUGGCGAAAGGGAAAUCAAAACACCCCAUGUUUUGAGGUGGACAAUUCUAGGGACCCGACCAUUUUGAACCCAGGUAUGGCAUUAAAGAAAAUAUAACACAUCUUCCUGAGUUGACGUAUUCCCAAAACCAUGCUACUUCUAGUUGAGACAAAAUCAUGAAAGCAUUGUUUAUAUGCUUUAAACGAGACUAUAACCUGUUCACCAAACCUCUUAAUGCUGAGAACGACAAUUAUCAAUCUUUUAAAAAACCCUCAGUUGUAGGUAACUUCUGUAUUUUUUUUAUUGAAAUGCGGUCAUUUUACGACUCAAAAAAUGAUUCUUCUGACCCUUGUUAAGAUAAGCUAUCGAAUUGACGAGUUUUUCAAACUAAGGUAAGUUAAGUGUUUAUCUGAAACAAGUAGUUGAAGUUCUUUGUUUGUUCGAAAACGCACUUUUACUUUAUUCCUACAUUCUUUGCAUCCUUUACUUUUUAAAACAUUAGGAAAUAAAGCUUGCUACGUAAUCCUAUUCCAUAUGUUCCCAAAAUGAUUUCAAUAUCGUGUUCGUUUCACGCAACAAAAUUUGAAUGGUAAGCUCAGGCCUUUAUAUACAAAGUUUCAAUAUUGUAUCUCGCUUCUCACAUUGUCAGAUGCUCGACAUUCCAAACAGGCAAAAAGUCUAUCUAGUCACCAAUAUCAACCCUCAGUCCGACGACCGAGAGUUUGGGAAAAGGUAUUGUUGUUUGAGAAGGGGUCAUUUUUGUAGCAUAUGGCACCAAUGAUGCAUUAGAAAAUUGCUUCCGGUUCCGAGGAUCGAAUUAAGCCAUUCCAAUGAACCCGGGAACUUUACCUAUAGGUAUGGCUCACGCACACCUUUACAUUCUCGUUCCAUUCUUCGACCACGAAAGUCCGACCAGACUUUGUGGCGAUACCCUCCCUCAAUGAUUGGAAUCUGCACGUGAAAAGCGUCGACUAAAAGAAAUCUUAGCAUAUGUUUAACGUGAAGGUAAGUAUUGAGAAGUUGGAAAGCAAAAAUAAUUCAUUUUAAGAAACUUGAAGAAAUAUUUGAACUAUAUUUGACUUCAUUUAGGAAAAUUGAACAAUACAAAAGUACAAACGUGGCCAAUAUAUCAUAGCUAAAUUUUGACUCUCAAAAUACAUCUGGGAAGAAGGUUAGAGGAUCAUUACAAUUCUAUUGUCAAAUCUGUGAACCUUUUCAAUUUUCAAUAAAAACUAAUAAAAGUUUGGUCGGGUACCAGGAAGUUGUUUCGUUGCAGCUUGGUCCUUUAAUCGUGUGGACGGCUCUUUUCAUUUACAAAGAACUGCACCCUGUCAAUCAUAAACUCGAAGAAGCAGACACAGAGUAUCGUGAGGAAUGAGGUUCCAUGAGAAAACGAGUCUUGAUAAGCUCACCCCACAAAGCCUGAUAUGCGUCAGCACAAAUGUCACCUGAGCUGAACAGGGAAGCCAAAGAAGCAAGUGAGUUGGCCGGAAGAGGUUGAACUCGCGCUCAAGCUCAUCAUCGAGACCUUUCUCGACAACCACACGAACCAUAUGGGCGACCCACCAAUUCACGAAGGUAGAAUUACCAUCCACGCACAUAUUGGAACCUCAAAAUGAGGGAGGAAUGUGUGUGUCCCUCCUUCUUGAGCCAAACUUGGCAGGGUUUUAACGCGUGGCGGAAAAGCGUCGGCAACAACCUUUCCUUUUGCAAGUUUGCCUCCGAAAAAAGCAUAUAACACAUACUCCGCAGGACUGCCACUUAAUGGGAAUCUGCAAUAAACAGCCGAGAAUAAAAGACGAUGAAAUUAUAGAUGAUAC